GCAUUGGCUGAGAGAGAGCGAGCAUUAUAGCUGCUCCUGCUUGAUAAGGAAAGGAAGAGGAGAGGGCGCUGGACGUCAUGGCAUCCAAAGACACCGUCGCGACUGCUUUUCUCACCGUGAGUCGGGAAAUGACAGAGAGCAUCAGACGAGUUAUCGACAAGACAUCAAUCAAGUUGGUGAGCGCUAUCAAAGUAGAGAACAAGAGUGGCAAAUCAGAAGAUCGGAUUCUGGUUUUGGCAACAUGGCGGCUGUACCUCAUGGCCCCCAAGAUACCAACCAAGGUGGAACAAACGUUCAACUUCCUGGAGAUUCGGGCAAUGAACACCCACCCGGAUAAUCAAGUUGUCAUAGAAACAGACAAGUCCACAUAUUCCCUGAGGCUGCAGUCUAAUGACCACCUAGAUCAGCUGAUUAGCCACAUCAACUUUGCUCUCUCUCGGAUCUUCAACAACUCCAUCUAUACCCCCUCCAUCUUUCAUGCAGAUGGAGAUGUUACUGACGGAAAUCUGAAAUUUUCUCCCAGCUCUGAGAGUUCGGUGGAAACGCAAAGGGCAUGUGGGGGCUUUUCUGAGACAUAUGCAGCUCUGUGUGAUUACAAUAGGAUCACCUGUAAAGAGGAAGUGCAGUGGGAUGUGGAUACCAUCUAUCAUUCGCAGGACAACAGGGAGUUUAACCUGUUGGACUUCAGUCACCUGGAAAGCGGGGACCUUGCGGUGAUUGUGGCAGCCAUGGCGUAUAACUCAUGGUUCACCAAACUCUAUUGCAAAGACUUGCACAUUAGUUCAGAGGUCGUAGAACAGAUUCUGCACACUGUCAGUAAAUCCAGCAGUCUGGAGGAGCUCACGCUAGAAAACGUGGGCCUUAAAGCAGAUUUCCCACAGAAAAUGGCCACUGCCCUGUCAGAAAACCCAGCAUCAGUCAUACACUCCAUUAACUUGGCCCACAAUACAUUGGACAACCAAGGGGUGUCUAACCUUAUCCAGCAGGUGUGUCGGCUCAGUAAAGGCUUGCGUCUACUUAACCUCUCCAAGACGUCGCUCUCUUCAAAGGGUGUCACGUCUCUUUCUCAGGCCCUGUGCUCCAGUGAUGACUACUCCAACUCUCUUCUUCAUCUGGACCUGAGUAAGAACCCAGGGAUUCUGUCUGGAGAGGAUGCAACGAAUCUGUACCUGUUCCUGGCACAGCCGAACUGCCUGGUGCAUUUGGACCUGUCAGGCACUGACUGUACCGUAGACUCUACCAGCUUGGACUUGUUAGUAAGCAUAAAAGAUCAACUUGUACCAGCUGGAUUCAGCUACCAUCAGAGGAAAGUGAGAGAGACACUUCCUUCCUUCCGUCAGUUCUUCAGUUCAGCAUUCAGCCUCACUCACAUCAGUCUGGCGUCUAUGAAGAUGCCUCCCGACGUGCUGAGGGCUCUGUUCCUUGGGCUUUCAUCCAAUCCUCACAUCACUGACCUACACCUGGACAUCAGCGGCUGUGAGCUCAGGUCUGCUGGAGCAGGGAUAAUACAGGACCUGUUCCCUAGAGUCUCCUGCAUCAGCACACUGGACAUCUCAGACAACGGGCUGGAUGCUGAUCUCCUCUGUGUCAUUCCUGCCUUCUCCAGACACCCGUCCCUCAAACACCUGCUGCUGGGCAAGAACUUUAACAUCAAGGGCAGGGUUCUGGAUGAGGUUCUGCAGAAACUAGUGCAUCUUGUGCAGGAGGAAGAGUGUGCCCUGCAGAGCUUGUCUCUGGCUGACUCCAGGCUGCGUUCGAGGGGCACGGUGCUUGUGAAUGCCCUCGGCAGCAACGCCUGCCUGAAGAAGGUGGAUUUGAGUGGGAAUGGGCUCUAUGACACAGGAGCGAGGAUGCUUAGUAAAGCUCUGCAGAUCAACACUACACUUAGGAGUGUGACGUGGGAUCGGAAUAACACAAAUGCUACGGGUUUCCAAGAUGUGGCUCGAGCUCUUGAACAUAACUUCACUCUGCAGUACAUGCCUAUCCCACUCAGUGAUGUCACACAAGCAUACCGUAGCGCCCCUGAAAGGACAGAACAGGCACUAACCAAGAUCCAGCGAGCUUUGUUAAGGAAUAACCAGACUCAGCGUUUCUCUCAGAAACAGGCGCUUCGGUUGCAUCAGGGCUUGGUCACUAGUACCGCAGAACAGGUGAUGGAGCGUCUGUGUGUGCGCGUGCAGCAGCAGGUGUGUGUGUUGAGAGGAACAGGUGAAGGGGAAGAGCUACAGGCUGCCAGACAGGUCCUCAAGGAAGCCAGGAACUCUCGAGCUCUGUACCCCUCGCUGUGUGAACUGGCCCACGUGCUGUCAGUGGACGGUCCGGUGAGACAGAGGCUGGACUCUCUGGCUGGAGAACUCGCCAAAGCAGCUGAUAAAGAACUACAGGUCAUUGUGGACUCCAUGGUGUCUCUGUGCCGGGAGCUGUGUCCGCUUUCUUGUGCCGCAGCAGAGUGUCUCUCUCCUCCCCUCUCCUCCAUCUCUGAGCGAGUGUCCAUCCCUCGUUCGUCCAUCCGCACUGCUCUGAUGGAGAGAGCAGCUCAGGACAUCAACAGAGCUCUGGAGGAGGUCAAGCUGUCUGUGGUCUCAUAUCUCACUAACUCCAUAGUGGACCAGAUCCUACAGGAGCUUUAUGCCACACACAAAACCCUGCUCCGGCAGGUUUCACAGAUGAGACGGCUGGAAGACGGGGGAACAGCCAGGCGCACACACAGACAUGCUGACAUACUAGAUGUUGUGGAGGAUGACUUUGGCAUCAGCAUAGACACAAUCGCCAUUAAAAAACGCAGCUCCAGGACCAGACGCAUUCGUCCCGUGUCCAACAGACUCAGUUUAGGUGACGACCCCAACUCUUCACCUUUAGUGUCCACUCCUCAGAUAUCUGCUCCCCUUUCACGCUCAGCAUCAUGGGAAGGUCUGUCCACCCUGCCCACACAAGGUUCACCUCUGCGUCAUGUGACCCACGUCAGACCGCGUCCACCACGAAGGCACAGGACUGCACACGCUCCCUUUGAGACACACUGCUUGGAGAAUGGCGGAGUAUCUCUAUUGGAUGAUGGACUGCCUGACUUCUACACCAAGAGAGUUUUACCAGACAGUCAGCUGUCAUCCCACCAUCACGCUCAGGCUCUCAGGAGGAAGAAAAGACGCAGUGUGCUGUCAAUUUUUUCUGGAUUCAGGAAGAACCGAAACUCUACCAUAUCAUAUCAGGAGUCAGACCCUGCAGGAAGGGGCGGGGCCUGUGGGGAGGAAUGUAGCACUAAAUGCUCUCUCAGUAUUGCCACUGAGAAUGUGUACUCCUUGAUUCAACACCCAAAGGAUCGUGGGAGGUUAGACCUAGGCACUGAGGGCACCAAUGGGAGACUGGUAGGGCCGGGUGUUCAGAGGACCCCUCAGCUCUCAAGAAGGCCCGUUCAGGGUAUACCCCUGCCGGGAAUUAUGGGAAUUAGCCCCUCUUGCUUCUCACAGAGACAGUCGCCUGACUACAGUGAGGUGUUCGGCUCAUCAGAAGAGAUUGGAUACGGAGAGCAUGAGAUGGACCGGCAUUCAGAUAUCGUUGCUAAAAGGCACACACCAUCUAUAGACAGAGAGUCAGAAUCAGGAAGACAGGAAUCACAGUCAGACAGCCAGAAAAAGGCAGACAGUAUAAUGAACCCUCAGCUGCUGGAAACCAGAAAAAGACCCGAACCGCCACCUCAGAGUACCAAGCCGAGCUUGGCUAAGACACGGCAGCGCCAUCUGGAGGAGAGCUCUGAUAAAUCUACUGAAGAUUCUGGAGAACUGAGGGAGAAGGAUGAGGAAAAAGAAGACAGGAGAUGUGGAGAAGACCAAAAACCAGAAGGACAGACUCCACCCAUCCCUGAAAAGCCAUGCUAUUAUUCACCUCACACGUCUCCCAUUGGCUACUCACCACAAGACGUGGCCAAUGAGAAUCAGCCACCAGCUGCUCCGCCCACCUCUGCUAAGCCUGUGUUUCAUUCUGCUUCAGUAGAUUCAGCAUUGCUUCAAGGUGAUGAAGUCAAAAGCAGCCCUGGAGGUCCCAUGAAACCACAUCGAAACAGGAAAGCAAACUCGUGUGACACAGGAAUGGAGCAGGAUGCCCACUGUGAUCUGGAGAGAUCCUCAGAUCGCAAACCCCCUGUGAAAAAACCUAGACUCCCUCUGAAACGAAAUAAGUCCUUGGAUUUCCCUGGUCAUCAGAGUUCGGAGCCAAGCAAUGCUGAAGCAUCAUGACAACCAUUUGAGCCAAAGCUCUGUGAAAGCAGAGAGUCAUUGUGAUGCUGAGAGGAGAGAGAGGGAGAGAUAUGAUCAGAUGAAUUUGCACCUUGAUGAAUUCAUAAAGACUCUUGCUUUCGGCUCUCAGACAAUUUCAUAGUCAUUUUACACACACAUAUUCAGCAUAUUCUUGCUUACUCAAGUGAGUUGUUUUGCAUCCCCUCCUGCUUUUACUUAACCAUCAUUCUCAACCUUCUGCACUUAACUACGAUUCCUUUAUUUCACUCUCUCUCCGUCUCUCUCCCUCUGAGUUUUCUGACAAUCUUUGACAUAAAGGAACUUUUUGCUAUUUAUCUUUAAAAUCAUAGAAUGAUAUUUUGUAAAGUAUAAUAUAUAAACAGAACCAAUAUUUGCACUAAUCAUUGCUUGAAUUCUCGUUCGGUUCAGUGGAUGUACCUCUCCCUCUUAUGUCCGGCAUUACCCACGUGAAGUUUUGUAGUGUGCGACUAACUUAUUCUUAUCAUUUUCUGUCUACUCGAUCAAUAUCAUUAGCAGUAUUACUGUUGUCUUAAUCAGGCAUUGUUUAUGCAACUGGAUAAAUGUUUAAGAGUUUGCUGGCCCUAAAUGAGCU
Sinocyclocheilus rhinocerous is the source of this 4842-nucleotide messenger RNA. Its product is annotated as leucine-rich repeat-containing protein 16B-like. Gene Ontology annotation, molecular function: protein binding. The transcript is spliced from 40 exons. Bases 78 to 4229 code for a protein of 1383 amino acids. The record is from RefSeq and is a predicted model, not a curated record. Gene Ontology annotation, biological process: regulation of Arp2/3 complex-mediated actin nucleation; cell migration. NCBI's taxonomy places the organism in Eukaryota, Metazoa, Chordata, Actinopteri, Cypriniformes, Cyprinidae. Gene Ontology annotation, cellular component: plasma membrane; lamellipodium.